Brachypodium distachyon (stiff brome) is the source of this 1983-nucleotide messenger RNA. Its product is annotated as U-box domain-containing protein 73. Gene Ontology annotation, cellular component: nucleus; cytoplasm. The coding region runs from base 255 to 1751 and encodes 498 amino acids. NCBI's taxonomy places the organism in Eukaryota, Viridiplantae, Streptophyta, Magnoliopsida, Poales, Poaceae. The transcript has 3 exons. Gene Ontology annotation, molecular function: ubiquitin-protein transferase activity. The record is from RefSeq and is a predicted model, not a curated record. Gene Ontology annotation, biological process: protein ubiquitination.
GCUGCGGAGCGCGCCGACCCCUCCCCUCGCUCGUCUUCAUCCUCGCGCGAAAGACGCCACCCCAGCCCCCUCGCUCGAGCGCCACCCCCAGCCGUCUUCGACUCGGCGUUUCUCCUCCCUUCGCCCCCACGAACUGAUUCCCCCUUUAGCUCCCCGUUUCAUCUCCUUAAUCUUCUCCAAUUCGUAACUGAGGCGAAAACCAAGGUAGGGCGGCCGCCCUACCUUGCCCUACUGGGUCCUCCACCUGUGUCGCCAUGAACUCCCCGAGAUCAGCAGCAAGAAGCGUGCGCCAGCAGCAGGCACCGUCUGAUGUCGUCAGCACGUCAGGGCUGGUGCCCGUGCAGGCGGCAAGAACUGGAAUCCACAAGAAAGACAGCUCGAAGCAGCAGCCUGUAGUCCACACGCGAUCUGAGUUUGCCGCAACGAUGCAAAGUGCAUUGGUGAAGAUCCAAGAGGCCGCCGCGGCCGGCAGCAAAGGGGAGGCAGCGUUCGCCGAGAUGGAGCAGGCGAUGACCGGCCUCAUGGCCGUCUCCUACAAGGAAGCGGAGCCCGCGAAGCUCCCUCGCGUGUUCGCUACCAGAUGGGCUCAGGAUGAUGCCAAUCCAUUGAUGGAAAAUGUCAUGGAUGAUCCUGUUACAUUGGCUUCUGGAUAUUCUGUUGAUCAAACGUACUAUCAGUGGUUCGUUUCACAGAAAAAUACCUGCCCAGUUAGUGGUCACUCCUUGCCUCACUCAAUCAGUGUUCCAAACCACCUCCUCCGUGACAUGAUUGCUGCGUGGUGCCUUGAUCACUCAAAGCUUGCCCCCUCUACCACUGCUGAUAUACUCUCAGUCCCGUGGAUACCACCUUCAGAAGAACAAAUUCAAGUCAUCCUAGAAAAGCUCUCAGGGUCUUCCGGACCGCCGAAAGAGACCUUGCACUUGAUCCAACUAAUGUCAAAAACCUCCAAGGGAGUGCAACCUUGCCUUGAGAAGUGGCCUGACCUGGCCGCGGUGCUGCUAGAUCUUAAGAAGAAAUGGAAACUGUUAUGGACACCUGACCUUGAGGAGGAGAGGAUCACAAUAAUCCUUAAUUUGUCCAUGCACAGGCCCAACAGGGAGAUCCUAGCUGAACAGCGUAAACUACCAGGUGUUCUAUUGAAAGUCAUCGAGAAGGCAGAUAGCCUUGGAAGUUCAGCAUCAUUGUUGGCGAUGGUAGCUUCUAUAAUUUUUCUACUGUCAGAGUUUGGUAUGUUCAGGAAAAAGAUGCUGGAUAUAAGGGGAAUGAAAAUGCUCAGGGAUCUACUCAAGAUUGAGGAUGUUGUUGUAAGGAAGGAAAGUGGGACUGCAAUCCUUGCACUCUGUACAGAUGAGGAAGGCAAGACAUUAGCUGAAGAUUACAACGUGGCUGAUACACUGCUGGAAUGCUUCAUGGUCACUGAUGAGUUCCUGCUUCUGCUUGAGCGUCUGCCAAAAUCUCCACAUGCACUAGAUAAGAUCUGUGACCGGGCUGUGGAAUGGGUGAAUAUCAUCAUGGGGGAACAUGCAAGUGGAAUGGUAACCUCUCGGGGCAUUCACUCUGCCAUUUCCUUGAUUUCAAUCAUUGCUGAGAGGGACGUGGGUAAGCUCAAAGUGAAGAACCUGGAGGAUUUCAAGGAGCGGUUGCGAGAGCUGACAUCAAAGAGAAUGCCGAUGCAGACAAUGUUCCUGGUGGAUCGAAUAAUGAAGACUCUAUCAGAGAUGUUUCCAGCUCAUAGCCAGCUACAAAACUAGUAAUCCAGUGGAGUCUGUCUCCAGCCACAUGAAUAGACGAAUCUUAUACCGGCUUCUGUAUUUGUUCUUCAUGUAUACUUUCCAUACAGCUUUAUUUCUUUUUGCAGAAGUUUUAGUUGUUGACUGUGGUGACAAUUUGAUGAAUCAUAUGAACAGUUCAAGGCAUUGAAAUUGCAUAGAGAAAUUUCUUUUACUGUCUUGUUUGAAAUAUACCGAUUCUGUGAAUCCUGUA